Messenger RNA from Lasiosphaeria miniovina, 633 nucleotides. RefSeq names its product P-loop containing nucleoside triphosphate hydrolase protein. NCBI's taxonomy places the organism in Eukaryota, Fungi, Ascomycota, Sordariomycetes, Sordariales, Lasiosphaeriaceae. The transcript has a single exon. Gene Ontology annotation, molecular function: GTP binding. The record is from RefSeq and is a predicted model, not a curated record. The annotation marks the transcript as partial.
AUGAGCAUCGUAGAUGUCGUCACCAUCGCAGUCCUGGGCGUGACAGGUGCCGGGAAAAGUACAUUCGUCCAGCGAGUGACCCAGGACCCCAGCAUUGUCAUCGGCCACAGCCUCCGCGCCGAGACCCGGACAACAGCAAGCUACAAGUUCGAGCACAACGGCAUAAGGUACGAAAUCGUCGACUGUCCGGGCUUCAACGACACGGUGCGCCCGGACUCGGAGAUCCUCGAGGACAUCGUUGCGUGGCUGCACAAAGCCCACGGCGAGGGCAAGCUGCUUUCGGCAGUCAUCUACCUGCACCGCAUCAGCGACACUCGGGUCCAGGGCACCACCAUGACUCAGUUCCGGGUUCUCCAAGAGCUCUGCGGAGACGAGUUCUACCGUAAUCUGAUCCUGGGGACAACCUUCUGGAGCAGGGUGUCAGAGGAGGUGGGCAGAGAUCGAGAAGCGAAUCUUCUAGAAGUCAAGAACUUCUUCGGCGAAAUGAAAGACGAGGGGGCCAGGUACAUGCGGAUUCCCGAUGACCGGGAGGGAUGCCUUGCAAUCCUCGAAAACGUCUCCUCCAACCAACGGCGGCAGCUCAAGGCCCAGAAAGAGCGGGCCGAAGGAAAGAGCUUCAAAGAUACCGCGGCU